Tetranychus urticae (two-spotted spider mite) is the source of this 563-nucleotide messenger RNA. RefSeq lists its product as uncharacterized. NCBI's taxonomy places the organism in Eukaryota, Metazoa, Arthropoda, Arachnida, Trombidiformes, Tetranychidae. The record is from RefSeq and is a predicted model, not a curated record.
AAAAAGAGGUAAAUCAAUGGUCUAUCCAUUAUUAUUUCAUUUCCAACUUUCAAACCAGUUUAAUCUUCGACUCAGUCCAACUCAACUCCAGCCAACAAAAUGCGAUUCUUAGUAAUCUUGUCUCUCGCUUUAUGCAUUGGUUUCGCUUAUGGAACCAGUCUCAACCGAUCAAAGCGUGACAUCCAACAAGACAUGCAAAACCUCAUCUCUGAGAUCCAAAAGCAUGGUAUUGGUGCUAUUGGUGGUAAAAUUGCUGAAUUUGCUAACAACUUCAAAGAUCAAAUAAAGACCUGGCAUUGCCCAAAUCCCUUUGAUGUAAUAAAUGCCAUCGGUAGUAAAGAUGGUGGUAAAGUGGCUCAAAUCUUAUUCACUAGUGCUGUUUGCAAUGUAUUGCACUUGCAUUAACAUUUUCCGAUUCACCAGUUUGUGACUAAAGACUAAUACAAUGUAAAACAAAUUUGUCAAAAUAUUAGUUUUAAAUUCUUGUACGACCUGUUUGAUAAUAUGUGUAUCUUUAAAAUCAAUUUAAGUAAUUUAAUGAAUAAAAAACUCCGCAAAUGAAA